Thalassophryne amazonica is the source of this 3092-nucleotide messenger RNA. RefSeq names its product metal transporter CNNM4. Gene Ontology annotation, cellular component: plasma membrane. Bases 91 to 2838 code for a protein of 915 amino acids. The transcript has 10 exons. Gene Ontology annotation, biological process: magnesium ion homeostasis; transport. Gene Ontology annotation, molecular function: transmembrane transporter activity. NCBI's taxonomy places the organism in Eukaryota, Metazoa, Chordata, Actinopteri, Batrachoidiformes, Batrachoididae. The record is from RefSeq and is a predicted model, not a curated record.
UCCUCGUGGAUAUGGCCACCCAGCUGCUGCUCCAUCCAUCCAACACCACGUGACCCGCAUCUCCCGCGUCCGUGAGUCUCACUCGGCACCAUGGCUGUGGAUGCUGCGGAUGCUCUCCGCUGCAUCCUGCAUCCUCGCCGCCUCCUUUUGCUCCUCCUGACCGCCGCGCUCCUCCUCGCUCCCCCCACUGCCGCGCUGCUCGGCGUCCGGCCGGAGGACACGCAAAGCGGGGAGCUGUCCGUGCACGGCGGGAUGCUGAGGGCGACUGAGGGGACCCGGUUCCUGCUCAGGGUUUACUACUCCGCACCUCCCGCCGCAGAGCUGAACGUCAGCGGCGGCACCGACGCCGCUCCGUGGAUCGCGUUCAUCGAGGAGCCGGGAGGAGACGGCGGGCAUGCGGAGAGGAUGGGGGACAACCCGUGCGUGGAGGAGGACACCCGCAGCACUGACAUAGAGCUGCUGGGGUCGUUCAGAUCCCCCUCAAGCCACAACUCAGUUCUAGUCGAGUUGCUUGCCAAAGACCUGCGCAAAGGAGAGGCGGUCAAAUACUACUCCAUGUGCGCGUUCGAUGGCGCGAAGUGGGAGCACUUCACCACCAGAGACUUCUGGUUGGCGGUGGUGGAGAGACCUCCACAGGGGGACGUUUGGCUCCAAGCGGGAGUCUCCGUGCUCCUGCUGGGGCUUUCUGCGCUCUGCAGCGGGCUGAACAUCAGCAUGCUCGCUCUGGACCCCAUGGAGCUGCGCGUCCUGCAAAACAGCGGCACGGAGAAGGAGCAGAAAUACGCACGGAAAAUCGAGUCUGUGCGUAAACACGGAAACUACAUCCUUUGCACCGUGGUGCUGGGCAACGUGCUCACCAACACGUGCUUUGUGGUGUGGAUGUGCCAGAUUUUGGGUAUGACCCUUCUCUCCACCACCUCGUGCACGUUGGGGAUUUUCUUUAUCGGUGAGAUCUUGCCUCACUCCGUGGCGUCCCGCCACAGCCUCGCCAUCGCGUCCAAAACUCUGUGCGCCACCCGGCUGUUGAUGCUGCUCUUCUUCCCCAUCGCCUACCCGGUGUCCAAAAUCCUGGACGUCAUGUUGCACCAGGAGAUCAGCAGCUUUUACACCAGGGAGAAGCUGGUGGCCAUGCUGCGGAUCACAGAUCCGUAUCACGGCCUGGUCAAAGAGGAACUCAACAUCAUCCAGGGCGCGCUGGAGCUGAGGACUAAGACCGUGGAGGACGUCCUGACCCCUCUGACGGACUGCUACAUGCUCUCCUCGGACGCCACGCUGGACUUCUGCACCAUGUCCGACGUGAUGCAGAGCGGUUUCACGCGGAUCCCGGUGUACGAGAACGACCGGUCCAACAUUGUGGACAUCCUGUUCGUUAAAGACUUGGCUUUCGUGGAUCCCGACGAUUGCACGCCGCUCAAGACCAUCACGCAGUUUUACAAACACCCCAUGCACUGUGUGUUCAACGACACCAAGCUGGAUGUGAUGCUGGAGGAGUUUAAGAGAGGAAAAUCCCACCUGGCAGUUGUGCAGAGGGUCAACAGUGAGGGUGGUGGAGAUCCAUUCUAUGAGGUGAUGGGCAUUGUCACCCUGGAGGAUGUGAUAGAAGAGAUCAUCAAGUCUGAAAUAGUCGAUGAGACCGACCUCUAUACCGAUAACCGCACUAAAAGACGAGUGUCCAACCAGGACAGGAAGCAGGAUUUCUCCAUCUUCAAAUUGGCAGAAAAUGAACUAAAUGUGAAGAUUUCCCCUCAGCUGCUGCUGGCAACACAUCGCUUCUUAGCCACAGAGGUUGAGCCAUUCAGGUCAUGCCACCUGUCAGAAAAAAUCUUGCUGUGUCUCAUCAAACAUCCCAGUGUCGUGCAGGAACUCAAGUUCAACCCCCGCAACAAACACGCCGCUCAUCACUAUCUCUACCAGAGAAACAAACCUGUCGACUACUUUGUUCUCAUCCUGCAGGGACAGGUGGAGGUUGAGAUUGGAAAAGAAGCUCUUCGUUUUGAAAAUGGAGCAUUUUCUCACUAUGGGAUGCUAGCACUCAUCCCUCCGCUGCCUGUUGGUCAGAGGUGCAGUUCUCGGAGCAGUGGACUGAACCAGUCUGAUUCAUUACUGAGUGGAGGCAGCAUGGGUCAGCUUCCCACAGGAGGAGGAGGGGUCUACUUACCAGACUACUCAGUCAGACAGAUCACAGACCUGCAGAUCCUCAAGAUCACCAGGAACCACUACCAGAAUGCUCUAAGGGCCACCAAGAUGGACAGCUCUCCACAGACCCCAGACCCCAUCGACAGGGACCUUACAGGAAGACCUGCGGUUCCAGAAGCCCGUUCCCACAGCAUCGCCCUUCCCCUGACGACCACACACACACGGCUGGGCCUGGCACACCUUGCACGACUCCACCCCUACAGCAGCCUUCGCAGCACCUCCCAGCUCAACGAAAGAAACCGUAUAGUCCGCAGCAAGUCUGACGGUCAGAGGAGUCCUAAUGACACCGUGUUCCUUCGCAUGGAUGAAAUUCCGUACAUCCAAGAGGACCGGCCGGAAAAUUGUGCAGAGACUGACAUGCCUGCUGAGUCUCAGCCAUCCACCUCUCCCUUCAUCAGCUCCCUCUCUCUGUCCAGCUAUGAGGACACCAUUGGGAAGAGGCUGCUGCAUAAACUGAGCAACAAGAGGAGGAAAAAGCCUCGUGAUGGCGAUAAGAGUUUAGAGGAGGCUUCAGAGCAGCCCGCAGUGACUAGGACAGUCACACUGAGGACUGAUUGUGUGUCCUCGGUAAAGAAGCAUCUCUCAGUAAACUCCCUCAAUCCACCAGUACGACUCUCACAGGAGCCAUCCUACCUGCUGUAGCCGCCAGUCAAACUCAGGCUCUCAGUGACGACACAUCGUGUUCCACCACUGCCUGAUUUCACACAAACCUCAGUCAUAAACUUAAUGGAACAAAUUACAACAAUACAUUGAAAUAUGUUCACUGGAGUGAAAUUUACUGAAAACUACAAGUGCUAUACGAGCACAUACUCCGCCACAACACUUAAGUACAUAUUACUGUGUAAUUACAGGUUCCUCAACAAGAAAGCCGAUGGAGAAGAAAAACAAAGGAAUCU